Messenger RNA from Portunus trituberculatus (swimming crab), 2005 nucleotides. RefSeq names its product blastula protease 10-like. Gene Ontology annotation, molecular function: metalloendopeptidase activity; zinc ion binding. The transcript has 10 exons. The record is from RefSeq and is a predicted model, not a curated record. Gene Ontology annotation, biological process: proteolysis. The coding region runs from base 124 to 1527 and encodes 467 amino acids. Lineage: Eukaryota; Metazoa; Arthropoda; Malacostraca; Decapoda; Portunidae.
GAAAUUGUGGAAUACGUAUUAAGCCUUUGAUUUUUAUGGUAACCUAAUCUCUGAUUAUAUAUCAGUGACUAAAAAAAAGAAUAUUUGAUACGCAGAACCGACAGUCUGUCACGAGCCUCCACCAUGGCUGUUCUCCUUCCAACCUUUCUCGUCUCUUUCUUUCUGGUCCAGCUUUUGUUGCAGGAAAGCACCGGUGCCCCGGGACAACCUCAGAAUAAUAUGACGUACGAGUACAGUAACAGCAGCGCGGCACCAGUUGCGACAGUUGUGAUGGGAGACAUGCUGGUAUCUCAGGACCUCUACAAUGUGAAAUUCAACUCUUCCUUCCCUUUCUCUCGUAAAGGCUUCGCCUUCCAAAGUUACCUGUGGCCUGAGGAAGGAGGGAUACCCGUCGUUCCCUACGUGUUCCAGGACACUCAGUACCAAAGUGAAAUUGAAACCGGGAUAAGACACUGGGAGAAACACACGUGUCUGAUCUUCCGUAAAAAGGAAGUGGUGGAUGCUAAUUGGCUGAGGUUCAUCAAUGGCAAUGGCUGCUGGGCGUUUAUAGGAAAGCAGCCAGAGUUGGGAAGCCAAGACGUCUCCAUUGACAACAACUGUCAAAAGCUUAGCAUCGUGGUUCACGAGAUCGGUCACGCCAUCGGUCUCUUCCACGAGCAGAUGAGGUCAGAUCGGGACGAGCAUGUGACUAUUAAUUGGCAGAAUAUUCACGAAGGCAUGAAAAUUAAUUUUGAGAAGGAAAAACAGUACGAAGACAACCGAGGCGUCCCGUACGAUUAUACCUCCAUCAUGCACUACAGUGGGAAAGCCUUCAAUAAGAACGACAGGACCACAAUAGCGACUAAGCUUCCGGAGUACCAGGGACUCUUGGGCCGCACUGAGGAACUGACGCACCGAGAUAAGCAUAUCGUCAACCUUAUGUACGGCUGCAUCGACAAGUGGCAAGCACAGUGCCCGUCAGCUGUGGUGUGUGAGGGUGAGGGUUACCUGGGGCGUGACUGCACCUGUGUGUGUCCACCUGGCCGGGAAGGUGACAGGUGUGAGUUGCAGAAGGCAGAAUAUUACGAUCAAUCUAUGCCGGCGUGCAGCAAGACCAUCACAACGGAAAUCAACUUUACCUCGCCAAAUUACCCUCACAAUAUGCCAGCAGGUACCUGGUGCGUGUACAAGGUGGAGGCGCCGGUGGGCAUGGUGCCAGAGGUCAUAUUCCACUCCUUCAGCUUCUUGAGUCCUUCCAUUUCCUCGUGCAUUGAUUUUUUGGAAGUGAGAGAUUCAAGUCCAUACGAGGGAGGAGUGUACUGCCGUCGUGAGAUCAAGAAAGGACAGAGUUUCGUAGGCAAUUCUACUAACUUAUAUCUGUAUAUGGAUAUUUCCUCCUCGGGGUCCCAGGGCUUCGAGGCAGAGGUGGUUUUUCACAAUGCUAGCCACACAUUCAAGCCUAAGCCUGGAGGUGUGAAGAACCUGGUGCCCUCCACUGUGCUGGUACUGCUAGCCUUAUUGGCAGCUCAGGUGUAUGGGAAGUUUUAGGACCAUAUUCUGAAGCACCUUUGCGUUGCAUCUCCAUUAUUUACAACAGCCUCUCGCUGAAGAUACGCUGUUUUUUUUAAAGGUGUUUACAUAGUUCCAGUGACAUACUAACAAAAUUUUUACAUUAUCAAGAUGGCAGAAAGUGUUGGGAAUCCGGCUAUGCGUUUCUGUGGGUUUUGAAAGAUAGUCGUGGUGAGAGAGCAAGACGUUUCUAGAUACGGGAGUUACGUAUUCUAGUAUGGGGUGCAAGGUGUGAAGGAUGACUUAUUGUGAUCUCAUGUGCGUGAUGUGAUGUAAUGUGCAAUGUAUUAUUAUGCGAUGUGAUGUUGUUCGAAGGUAAAGUCUUUGCUGCAGUACCUCCUGAAGUUAAAUUUUCUUGAGGUAAACAAUAUAACAAUUUUUUUUUUUUUACCUUUCAUCUCUACAUUACGAAUAAUACUUCAGCAUUAUGGGUUAAUGAACAUGUCCUGAAAUAACA